Molecule: messenger RNA, 1596 nt
Organism: Anoplophora glabripennis (Asian longhorned beetle)
Lineage: Eukaryota; Metazoa; Arthropoda; Insecta; Coleoptera; Cerambycidae
Gene: abo
Product: DET1 homolog
Exons: 1
Coding region: 1-1596 (531 amino acids)
Biological process (GO): protein ubiquitination; positive regulation of proteasomal ubiquitin-dependent protein catabolic process
Cellular component (GO): nucleus; cullin-RING ubiquitin ligase complex
Molecular function (GO): ubiquitin-like ligase-substrate adaptor activity; ubiquitin protein ligase binding
Source: RefSeq, a predicted model, not a curated record
AUGUACUCUUAUAAACAUCCAGGUACCCAUUUUCAUUGUGCAAGACAAUUCUACCAAAACGUAUUUCCCAAUUUUACUGUGAUAAACGUAGAAAAGCCACCAUGUUUUUUACGAAAAUUCAGCCCCGAUGGCAAACACUUCAUAGCAUUUUCUGCAGACCAAACUUCUCUUGAGGUGUACACUUACAAGGGACCAGCAGCUGCUGCAGAUCUACUCUAUUGUAUUGAAGACAGAAACAAUGAUAGAAAACGCUUCGAAGUCAAAAGUAAAAUAUUCGAACGUUUCUUUCAGUUGAAAUUUCGUGUAAAUGUAGCAAAGGGAGCGGAACAGUUAAAUAGAGAGUGCAGUCUGUUCAGUGAGGAUGGAAGGUAUGUAAUAAUCGGGUCAGCAUCUUUUAUACCAGAUGAAAUCAGACCACAUUUUUAUGAAAUUUACACCAACAAUGAAUCAGUUACACCAAACCUCCAGAGUCCACUAGAAGAUUACACGCUUCACUUGGUAGAUCUUUAUUUGGGAAAACUUUGUGACACAAGGCAGUUUAAAGUGGACAAAAUUUUUUUGUCUCACAAUCAAGGAUUAUACUUGUACAGAGAUACACUUGCAGUGUUGUCUGUGCAGCAUCAGAUAAUUCAUAUAUUUCAGAUUCUGGACGGAAUGUUUGUCGAUAUAAAGAAAAUUGGCCGAUUUUGUUUUGAGGAUGACUGCUAUUUUUACAAUUCUAUAUAUCCUUCAGAAAGAGCAUUCAGAGAAGUCUGCAUAAAUUCGCUAAAGCACAGGCUCUUAACUUUUUUGUAUAAGCGUGCUGAUAUGAUAAGCAAAACGACUAAUGAUCCCACGGAGUUGAGGAAAUUUUAUCACUACUUUGACAAUUUUAACUCGUUAAAGAUGUGGAAGAUGCAGUUGCUUGAUGAAAAUAAUCUGCUGAUAAAAUAUGCUAGUGAGGACGUUGUAACUCUAAAGUCAACCGAUGUCAAUAGUCAGCCUCAAUUUUUUGUGGUAUAUGAUAUGAAGACAAGUAAGAUCCUCGCAGUGUAUGAGAAUACCUCAAAACAACUUCUUGAUUUGUUUGAAAAUUUCUGUGACUUAUUCCGGAAUGCAAGUAUUUACAAUGGAACUCAAUUCACGUGUAGCCCUUCAAACAACAUAUAUGCUCGUUUGUUGCAGCAGAGAUUUAAACAGACUAUUGUUAAUGCAAAGUUCGGUGGAAAAACGGAAGCAACAAAAAGAUUAUUGGCACAGUUGCCUAUUAGUGCACAAUCGUACAGCAACUCUCCAUAUUUAGAUUUAUCUCUAUUUAGCUAUGAUGAUAAAUGGGUAUCUGUCAUGGAAAGACCGAAAGCUUGUGGAGAACACCCCAUUAGGUUUUAUGCGAGGGACUCAGGAUAUCUGAAAUUCAAAAUAUAUGCUGGCACAAUACGUUCCUCAACUUCCACCGUAAGACGUUUAGUAGCAUUUACGUUUCAUCCUACAGAUCCUUUUGCGAUAUCAGUGCAGAGAGCUAAUGCCGAAUAUAUUGUUAAUUUUCAUAUUCGUCACGAUAGUCCCUUCGCAGAUGAUGACAAUAGUGAUGAUUUUCACAUGCUUAAUUUUUUAUAA